Molecule: messenger RNA, 1863 nt
Organism: Colletotrichum karsti
Lineage: Eukaryota; Fungi; Ascomycota; Sordariomycetes; Glomerellales; Glomerellaceae
Exons: 1
Coding region: 1-1863 (620 amino acids)
Source: RefSeq, a predicted model, not a curated record
AUGUGCCUGACACCUUCGUACCAGCCUCGAUAUGUUGUCGUCGGGGGUCGCAACGUCCACAGAGAAGGCGUUACCAGUCCUACCUUCUCCCCAACUAGCUCCACCGGUCGUACAAACGGCGCCGCUCCUCCCAAGAUCCAACCGAGGCCCAUCGCCAUCGACGACUACCACAUCACCAUUUUCAAGUCAAAGGUAAGAAUCAACACGACAGAGUUCUCCGGCCAAAACCUAAGCCUCUCGAACUUGCAGGACGACUGGGAGCCUUCCUAUCAGUACCCCGUCAGCUCCGUCAUCGAUUGCCAGGUGCAAAUGCUCGCCCACCGCAAACAAGGUCCCGUCUUGCCCACUCUCGUCAUCACAAUCAACGACAAGGAGAAGAAGCGCCGUUCCAGCAGAGCUGCCGGCCUCAUGUCCAGCAAAGAAUCCUCCGCCACCACCCUAUGGUUUCGCACCCCUCCCGACGACCACCACAUCAGCCUCCACGAAUGGGCGCGCUUCAUUAUUUCGAGAAAGCUCCCCAUGAGCCCCGAGGAGAGUCCAGCCUCGCCGUCUUUCACCAACCCGUUUUCGCCCCAACAACGGUCCCGAGAUGCUUCCGACUACUUCCCGCGACCGCCAAGCGGAAACCCAAACCCCAACCCUCGCACAACUCUGCACCAUAAACCGUCGACGCAGACCUACUCAAGUCGGGAACGCCCAGUCACCUUUAGUUCCGACUCUCCGAGCCUGCGCUCGAAACGCAGUGAUGUCUCGUCGCCAACGAGUAUGCAUCACCCUGCUGGUAUGGGCUUUGCGAUGCCCGAUCCCAACAAGUACACCACGGUACUCCCAAGCGACAUUCCGUCUCCUAUCACCACCAUGAGCGACUACCAACAGAGCGAGUUUAUUGAGGGUUGGACCGCUGCCCAGGGACGGUCGUCGACUGUCAGCUCUCCGAUUCGCGGAAGGGGCAGCGUGAGCUCCGGGGGACCUCAACCUUUCCCAGGAGCCGACUCCAGCUCGCCGCCCGCCCCGCGGGAGACAAUUCUGGACAGAGCUUUCCAGCUCAGGUGCAUUCCUGGGUCCGAACGCGAGGUUCCGGGUGAAGAGAAACUGACGUCCUUGGCUCGAUUUGAUGCAUUGAUGAGAGAGGCAGACGCAAAGAGACGCCAGCAAGUCAAGGCGGCAGAGGCCGAGAGGGCUGCCAUGCAAAGUGCUUUCGACAUGGACGAGGACUCGUCUGAGGAAGACCAGGAUUCCGAUGACGACGAAGACGGGGAGCCAGACGAGUACGCGCAUGAGACGGACGUGAACGGCAAUCGCCACACGUUGAUUGCCCCCAACGCUCAGCGUGCCCUCGAAUACCUUUCCAACCGCCCGGAAAACCCACUGUCGCCUCGCUCACCCGUGAUGAGGAGCUCACCAGCCAACUUCAGCGUUCCGUUGCAGGCGCCCACGCGCCCGCACACGGCACAUUCCAGAAUGCGGCCGAGCACAACGUCAAGGACAUACAGCCAGCCUCAGCCAAUAGGCCAAGAAAGGCUUGACGUCCCAACCUCAUCAACUGGUAAGAUAUCCGAAGAGAGCCUCUCCCGAGCCAAUGGAGAGAAGCGAACGUCCGGCUCCAGCGCCAAGCGACUCAGCUUCACCGAGUUCACCAAGCGUCUCUCCAGCACCAGCAGCUUACUUCUCGUCCAGACCAACACGAGCGGCGGGAGCAGCUGCGGAAGCAGCGAGUUCGACCCAAGUCCAUCACAGGUACCCAAAGGUACUUUGAACGCUAGAGGCGUCCCCCCAAGACCCCGUGAUCUGGAGCGAGAGGAACACGAACGACGGUGCGGGUGGCGGAACAGCGUAGGCUUCGCCGAGGGCGGCCUGAUUUGA